AUGGAGCCGGGGGGUCGGGCCCGCUCGGGUGCCCCGCAGCCGCUCGCCCCGGGGCUGUGCAGGGCUCGGCCGGCGGGCGGCGGGGGCGCCUCCUCCUGGCUGCUGCUGGACGGGACCAGCUGGCUGCUGUGCUACGGCUUCCUCUACCUGGCGCUCUACGCUCAGGUGUCCCAGUCCAAGCCCUGCGAGAGGACUGGCUCCUGCUUUUCGGGUCGCUGCGUCAACUCCACCUGCCUGUGCGACCCGGGCUGGGUGGGGGACCAGUGCCAGCACUGCCAGGGCAGGUUCAAGUUAACAGAACCUUCUGGAUAUUUAACAGAUGGUCCAAUUAACUAUAAAUAUAAAACUAAGUGUACGUGGCUAAUUGAAGGCUAUCCAAAUGCAGUGUUAAGGUUAAGAUUCAAUCAUUUUGCUACUGAGUGCAGCUGGGAUCAUAUGUACGUUUAUGAUGGAGAUUCCAUAUAUGCGCCUUUAGUAGCUGUGCUUAGUGGCUUGAUCGUCCCCGAAGUGAGGGGCAACGAGACAGUGCCUGAGGUGGUCACAACAUCUGGCUAUGCGCUGCUGCACUUUUUUAGUGAUGCUGCAUAUAACCUAACUGGCUUCAACAUUUUCUACUCAAUCAAUUCUUGUCCUAACAAUUGUUCUGGUCAUGGAAAGUGUACAACUAGUGUCUCUGUUGCAAGUCAAGUGUAUUGUGAAUGUGAUAAAUACUGGAAAGGGGAAGCAUGUGAUAUUCCGUACUGUAAAGCCAACUGUGGCAGUCCAGAUCACGGCUACUGUGACCUAACAGGAGAAAAACUCUGUGUCUGCAAUGAUAGUUGGCAAGGUCCGGAUUGUUCUCUGAAUGUUCCUUCUACUGAGUCUUACUGGAUUUUGCCAAAUGUUAAACCCUUCAGCCCUUCUGUAGGUCGGGCUUCACAUAAAGCAGUUUUACAUGGGAAAUUUAUGUGGGUGAUUGGAGGAUACACCUUUAACUACAGUUCUUUUCAAAUGGUUCUGAAUUACAAUUUGGAAAGCAGUAUAUGGAAUGUAGGAGCUGUAUCAAGGGGACCUCUCCAAAGAUAUGGACAUUCUCUUGCUUUAUAUCAGGAUAACAUCUUCAUGUAUGGAGGCAGAAUUGAAACAAGUGACGGCAAUGUCACAGAUGAAUUGUGGGUUUUUAACGUACACAGUCAGUCCUGGAGUACAAAGACCCCCACUGUUCUUGGACAUGGUCAGCAGUACGCCGUGGAGGGACAUUCAGCACACAUUAUGGAGCUGGAUAGUAGAGAUGUUGUCAUGAUUGUGAUAUUCGGAUAUUCUGCAAUAUAUGGUUACACAAGCAGCAUACAGGAGUACCACAUCUCAUCAAACACUUGGCUGGUUCCUGAAACUAAAGGAGCCAUUGUACAAGGUGGAUAUGGCCACACAAGUGUGUAUGAUGAAGUAACCAAGUCCAUUUAUGUUCAUGGAGGUUAUAAAGCAUUACCAGGCAAUAAGUAUGGAUUGGUGGAUGACCUUUAUAAGUAUGAAGUUAACACCAAGACUUGGACUAUUUUGAAAGAAAGUGGGUUUGCCAGAUACCUUCACUCAGCUGUCCUAAUCAAUGGAGCUAUGCUUAUUUUUGGAGGAAAUACUCAUAAUGACACUUCCUUGAGUAACGGUGCAAAAUGUUUUUCUGCCGAUUUCCUGGCAUAUGACAUAGCUUGUGAUGAAUGGAAAACAUUACCUAAACCAAAUCUUCAUAGAGAUGUCAACAGAUUUGGACACUCUGCAGUAGUCAUCAAUGGGUCAAUGUAUAUAUUUGGUGGAUUUUCUAGCGUACUCCUUAAUGACAUCCUUGUGUACAAGCCUCCGAACUGCAGAGCUUUCCGUGAUGAGGAGCUCUGUAGAAAUGCUGGUCCGGGGAUAAAAUGUGUUUGGAAUAAGAAUCAUUGUGAAUCUUGGGAGACUGGGAAUUUGAAUAAUAUUCUCAGAGCAAAGUGCCCCCCUAAGACAGCUGCUCCUGAUGACAGAUGUUAUAGAUAUGCAGACUGUGCCAGCUGUGCUGCCAACACAAAUGGGUGCCAGUGGUGUGAUGAUAAGAAAUGCAUUUCAGCAAACAGUAACUGCAGCAUGUCUGUCAGAAACUACACCAAAUGUCAUGUAAGAAAUGAGCAGAUUUGUAACAAACUUACAAGCUGUAAAAGCUGUUCACUAAACUUGAAUUGCCAGUGGGAUCAGCGACAGCAAGAAUGUCAGGCUUUGCCAGCUCACCUUUGUGGAGAAGGCUGGAAUCACGUUGGGGAUGCUUGUCUUCGAAUCAAUUCCAGUAGAGAAAGUUAUGACAAUGCAAAGCUUUAUUGCUAUAAUCUCAGUGGAAAUCUCGCUUCUCUGACAACUUCUAAGGAGGUAGAAUUUGUGUUGGAUGAAAUACAGAAGUACACACAGCAGAGAGUGUCCCCUUGGGUAGGCUUGCGCAAGAUCAACAUAUCCUACUGGGGCUGGGAGGACAUGUCUCCAUUCACAAACACCACGCUGCAGUGGCUUCCCGGGGAGCCCAAUGAUUCUGGGUUCUGUGCUUAUUUAGAGAGGGCCGCAGUGGCAGGACUGAAGGCAAACCCUUGUACGUCCAUGGCAGAUGGCCUCGUUUGUGAAAAGCCUGUCGUCAGCCCAAAUCAAAAUGCAAGGCCGUGCAAGAAGCCGUGCUCCCUGAGGACCUCGUGUUCCAACUGCACGAGCAAUGGCAUGGAGUGCAUGUGGUGCAGCAGUACAAAGCGAUGUGUGGACUCCAAUGCUUACAUUAUUUCUUUUCCAUAUGGACAGUGUCUGGAGUGGCAGACGGCCACCUGCUCGCCUCAAAAUUGUUCUGGAUUAAGAACCUGUGGCCAGUGCUUGGAACAGCCUGGAUGUGGCUGGUGCAAUGACCCCAGUAACACAGGGAGAGGACACUGCACGGAAGGGUCCUCACGGGGACCCAUGAGACUUGGUGGAGCACAUAAUGGCGGCGAGGUGGUUCUUGACACCAGUCUUUGCCCCAAAGAGAAGAACUAUGAGUGGUCUUUUAUCCAGUGUCCAGCUUGCCAGUGUAAUGGGCAUAGCACGUGCAUCCACAACAGUGUCUGUGAGCAGUGCAAGAACCUCACCACCGGGAAGCAAUGUCAGGACUGCAUGCCAGGGUACUAUGGAGACCCCACCAACGGAGGGCAGUGCACAGCUUGCACCUGCAGUGGCCAUGCAAAUAUUUGUCAUCUGCACACAGGGAAAUGUUUCUGCACAACAAAAGGAAUAAAAGGUGACCAAUGCCAAUUAUGUGACUCUGAAAAUCGCUAUGUUGGUAAUCCACUUCGGGGGACAUGCUAUUAUAGUCUUCUGAUUGACUACCAGUUCACCUUCAGCUUGUUACAGGAAGAUGAUCGCCAUCACACCGCCAUCAACUUCAUAGCAAACCCAGAACAGUCAAACAAAAAUUUGGACAUUUCGAUUAAUGCUUCCAACAACUUUAAUCUCAACAUUACCUGGUCAGUUGGCUCAACAGGAGGAACAAUAUCUGGGGAAGAGACUCCUAUAGUUUCUAAGACAAAUGUAAAGGAAUACAGAGAUAGCUUUUCCUACGAAAAAUUUAACUUCAGAAGCAAUCCUAAUAUCACAUUUUAUGUGUAUGUCAGCAACUUUUCCUGGCCUAUUAAAAUACAGAUUGCGUUUUCGCAGCACAACACGAUCAUGGAUCUUGUGCAAUUCUUUGUCACCUUCUUCAGUUGUUUUUUAUCCUUACUGCUGGUGGCUGCUGUGGUUUGGAAGAUCAAACAGACUUGCUGGGCUUCUCGACGGAGAGAGCAACUGCUUCGAGAGCGACAGCAGAUGGCCAGCCGUCCCUUCGCCUCUGUUGAUGUAGCACUGGAAGGAGGAGCUGAACAGACAGACUUUCUACGAGGGCCAUUAGAGGGUGCACCUAAACCAAUAGCCAUAGAACCCUGUGCUGGGAACAGAGCUGCCGUCCUGACGGUGUUCCUGUGUCUACCGAGAGGAUCAUCAGGCGCUCCGCCCCCUGGGCAGUCAGGACUUGCUAUCGCCAGUGCCCUGGUAGACAUCUCACAGCAGAAGCCUUCUGACAAUAAAGACAAGACUUCCGGAGUCCGCAACCGGAAACACCUCUCCACACGUCAAGGAACUUGUGUCUGAGUGGAAACCACUUCUGUGCUGUGUGCUGGUUUCCUUCACAAAUGGCUUCCGUUAAAGCUCUUCUGUGGCCUUGGGUUUUACAGAGGUUAAUGUCCUAGGAUCCAGGGCCCAAGUAUAGUUCCCUCUAAGUGGGCAAUGUCCCAAGUGGCCAAAGAAUGCCAGUGAGUUUUUUUUAAAGUAACAGUAUUGAUGGUCACAAGUGUUAAAGUCAGUUUUCAUGGCUCUCUUAGGCUUAGAGCAACAUAACUUACUAUGGAAAAAGAUGUAUAUUGUUUCUUAAUGCAGAUGGAAAUAUGUAAUUCAUAUAAACCAACUGUUUAUAUCCCAGGACUUUAAAGAAAGACAUUUUAUAAUGCCUGAAUGAUGAGAAAUGGACAGUUUUUGCCUCAUUAGCAAACGUAGGUCAUUUGCAUACGAGUGGGAAGUGAACAGAUCAUGGAAGCUGUAACUGCUGUUUUGUCUCAUUAUAAAUAUGAAAGCAAGGCUUUUAUUUAAUAACGUGUAAGUCAUGUGUUUAAAUUCUCCACAUGACCACAUAGUAUCCAGAGUCAAUUUGAGAAUGUAACAAUUUUCAACUAAUGGGAACCCGGACCAGAGAGUUGGUCUGGAUGGUGUGUGGCAGGAGGUUUGUUAGAAUUUUGAGUGUGGGGAAUGUUCUUGAAAGGACAGAGCACAGGAAAGACUGCCUGGCAAUCAAGUCCCUUCCUUCCACAAACAGCCUCCGGUUCAACAACAAGAAGACAGCCAGAACAGCCGUUGGAUAGCAGAGUCUCUGGUACAAAUGGUGAUGCUUUGGUUGCCUGGGAAUCACCGUGCGGUACCAGGCCAGAGUGUGCCUCUGAGUGUUCACCAGAGUGGGUCAUUUUCUUCUAGCUGGUCUUCUGUUCCCUGGAUUUCAGUGACCUUCUACAAGUGUUACAAAAUGUAUCUUAAAGGUAACACUUUCCAAGCUCCCCGCUACCACCUCCUUCCUGUAGAAUGUGAGCACACAGGAGCCGGCCAGCAUGCCUCAGCAAAUUUCCCAUCCCCAAGGCAAUCACCAUGUGGGGAGAUGUCCACAGUCCAAAACCAUAUCCAUUGCUGGCCACAUCCAAAACAUUCCUGAUGACACAAAGCCCCGACUAACAGUAGAAAGGAAAGACAGAAGGACAGCUCUCAUGUGGGACAGUCAUUUGUGUGCUGAUACCGACCGAAGUUCACUGAAGUUCAGUCUGGAGUGGCCAUGGUUGACUUCAGAGUGACCACGGGAGAGAUGAGAACAAUGAACAAGAUACCCAAAGUUGCUGCAUACUCUGUAGUUUUGUUUAAUAUCAGAGUCAUUACAUCUAAUCAGUGUUCAGUACUGUAUACAUACUUUUCAUGUUCUUUGGAAUUCUGGAGGGCGAUGACACUUUACAAUUAAUGCCUAGUUACUUGCAUGCCAUGGUUGUACAUUAGCAGAAUAUGACCCUAUUGCAAUAUUGAAUAUUUAUUUCAAAUUCCAUGUAUACAUAGCUUAAUUUGAUGAGGACUGAGUGUAAUAUGUCACAGAAAUGACCACAGAAUAUGUAGCUGCAUCUUAUAAAACAUAGUUAGGUCACAUCUAACCAUGAUUGUCUUAUUUUGAUAUCUAGCCUUUUGAAUAUAGUAUAUAUUCUUUAUGUUAGCAUGAUAAGUUACUCUAUUUUCCAUGCACUCAAAAGCAGAUGAAUUUGUAGAAUAGUUUUAGUAAUUUUCUCUCAGCCUGUGGGGUUUGGGUGGGAGAGGGAGGGCUGGUUAUUGGUACUUCCCAGGAUGUUUUCUCUCAGAAAACUAGUUGAGCUGAAUUUUUAAAUGUCUCCUAAAAACAAUCAAGUAAUUUGAUCAACUUCUUUUAGACAUUUUACAUGUUGAAUUUUCCCAUGAAAUAAUAAAUUGGCCAAACUGGUCAUUAUAAAGAUCUAGUCAUUUGAAAAUAAAGAAAUUGCUCAUUUUGUUGAAUCCCCAACAGUUGUCUCUAGAGAAAGCUCAUACAACAAAGGUAAAGUGCACCAGACCUGUCUGAGUCAUCCAAGCCGCCAGCAGUCAAUGCCCGUGUGGAGGAGCUGUCCAGUCUCAUCCACUGUGAAUCCUACAGGGUUCUUAACACUUGAAAAUCUGAAUUUUAGAGAAUUAUGGAAUUUAAUGCAAUGUCACACUCUACCGUUAACUCUGUGGCCAAUUAUGCAAUAUAUCUUCAGCUUAUAAAACUUUUUACUGGAAAUAAAAUUCUUCACCCCUAGGUGAAGUGAACCAAAA
Messenger RNA from Peromyscus eremicus (cactus mouse), 6396 nucleotides. RefSeq names its product attractin like 1 (gene Atrnl1). Gene Ontology annotation, cellular component: Golgi apparatus. The coding region runs from base 1 to 4140 and encodes 1379 amino acids. The transcript has 29 exons. The record is from RefSeq and is a predicted model, not a curated record. Gene Ontology annotation, molecular function: protein binding. NCBI's taxonomy places the organism in Eukaryota, Metazoa, Chordata, Mammalia, Rodentia, Cricetidae.